This is a messenger RNA of Eimeria necatrix, 2127 nucleotides long. RefSeq lists its product as hypothetical. NCBI's taxonomy places the organism in Eukaryota, Apicomplexa, Conoidasida, Eucoccidiorida, Eimeriidae. The record is from RefSeq and is a predicted model, not a curated record. Bases 1 to 2127 code for a protein of 708 amino acids. The transcript has a single exon.
AUGCCGGCGGCUUUGUUUCUUCAAGAACAAGACUUGCAAACUCUCGAGGAUGUCGUAGGCGAAGAGAGGGGCCCCGGGGGCCUCCGGAACCUCGAAGAUCGCGGCCACUUCCCCGUGCCCCUCGACUUCCCGAAGGCCCCCGCGCCCCACAGGCAGCGCCGCCGCACAGGUUUGGGGCUCGGCAUUAUUUACCUGCUGGUGGUGGGCCUCGUGGUGGGCCGGCGCAUGCUGGCGCAGCCGCAGGGCGCCGCAGCAGCAGCAGAUCCGCUCGAAGCAGCAGACCCCGCUGCCCCCCUUCCGCGGCCUGCUGCUGCUGCCGCUCCAGCAGCAGCAGGCGCUCCCAGCGAGGACCGCCCUGAGCAGCAGCAGCAGCAGCAGCAGCAGCAGCUGCUCGAGGCGGAGGAACUCGGGCCAGCUGCGAGGCCCGGAGCGUCCAAAGGAAAGUCGCGCGCGCGAGCAGCAGCAGAGGCGGCGGCGGCCGCAGUGAGCGGCCGCGCGCAGCAGCCCGCAGCAGCAGCAGUAGCAGCAGCAGCAGCAGCAGCAAGGGGGGGCGCGGAAGUGGAGGCGAAGCUGAAGAACGUGAGGGAAAUGCUGGGGGCGGCGGGCGCGCUGGUGGAGGCGCUGGCGACGCCGGAGGCCUCGCGGCUGCUGCUUGGCGCCGAAGAGGAACUUCGAAAGGCCGAAAAACUCGAAAAAGAAUUCGAAGAAGCUGCUGCUGUGGAAGUUCACGUGGAGAACGCGCUGAAGGAGCUGCGGCGGCUGCACGCGGCGGCGCUGCGGGAGGGCCGCGCGCUGGAAGAGGAAAACGAACAAGCCAGCCACAUUCUGCCGCUCUGGGACCCCGAGUCCGAGACAGAUCCUCCUUUUUUGAUAAAUGGUCAGUACGACUUGAGCGAUUCGGUGCAGCGGAUGCUGCACACGUUCACGUCGGUGACGGACAUGUCGCAGGAGCUGUGCGAGGACUUCAACGAUGUCAGUCGCUCGCUGCUGAUCUGCGGGCAGUUCGACUGCGAAGGCGACUCCGAACUCUUGCGAGAUGCUGCAAAUUAUAUUCGCUACUUAAAACACAACCUCAGUGCGCAGCAGGGCAUCAAACACGUGGCGGAUCGGCUGCGCGAGACGAUCUUCGCGGGGGUGAAGUCGCGGGAGCUGCGCAAGCGCGAGGCUUCGCUGGUGCUGCUGCAGGACGACACAGUGCAGCUGCAGAUCUUCGUGCGGCUGGCGAAGGCCGACGAGAAGUCCCACUUGAAGAGCCCGGCGGGCAUGCACGAGGGGGUGGCGCCGCUGGAGGUGAUGCUGGGGGACGCGGAAACGCUGCUGGCCACCAUGCGCAUGCUGUUGAAGGAAAUAGAAAACUGCAACUCGAUGGAAACCAUGUUUGUUGCUGCGGGUCAGUUCGACGAGAUCGGCCUGACGGCCAUGGAACUCAUGCAGACUGUGCAGGAGCACGCGGCGACGCUGCCCAAGCACUUCGGAGGCAUCGAGAAGCACAUCCGCGUGUCAGUGGUCGCCGACUCGGGGCGCAUUCACGAAGCCUGCGUGUCGAAGAGCAAGGCCGUGCUGGAAGUUCUCGAAAACGCGAAGAAAAAGCUCGAAAAAGGCCUGCAAAGCGACCAGAGCCCCAAGAGAGCUGCAGCGAAGAAGCUCGACAGCGGCAUGUACGAGCAGCUGCUGGGGAGCGUGCAGGAAGCCACGGACCGCCUCAAACAAACUGUUCUGCAAACUGCAGAAACUCUGCAGACAAUGCAGCAGGUGGAAGACGUCGGCGCCGUUUUGAACGCCCUGGAGGCGCAGGAGAAGAACAUGCUGGAUCUGCUGAGGCAGGAGGAAGAGGCGCACCUGCUGGUGCUGGACACCGUGUUUUUGGACUUAGUUGCUGAGGAGAUUGGUAAGCUGGAGUUGUCUGCUGCCUUCUCCAAGUCGUGCGAACUGGCCGAGGCCUUUGGCCACAAGCAGUACUUAAAACUGCACCUGGAGCAGUUCGAAAAAGCCAGGCUGCACCUGCGCGACAGCCGAAGUGCUGUAGGGGUCGUGGGAUUCAUGGGGUUGAUGCGGUCAGCUGUGAGUUCAAUGCACAAGUCGAUAGCUUUCAGCAACAAGAGGCAAGCGCUCAGCCGGGCGACUUGA